CUCUCCCUCUCCUCCCAUUCGAGCCCCUGAAUUUCAAUUAACGCUGGUAGACUAGUAUUUAUGCCAGAGAAUGAUGCGAGAGAGAGAGGCUGGGAUACAGAGAGGCCAGUUUUUCCCCCCCCGAGAAACUUCUCUUGCCAUAGAGAAUAUUGGUUUCUUCCAGUGUCAUCAAUAUUCAUCACUUUUGUAAGCGAUUUCCAACUGGUAAUCAGUGGCCGGCCAUCUAUAUAUCUUCCUCUUUCUCCUUCCCUGCCCACAAGGUAAAAACCUGCAGCCCCUCCUUCUUCUUCUUUUCAGUCAUCUAUUAUAUCAAAUACAUCGGCAAUCUUUGAUUCCUCUUUGAUCAUCAGACCUCUCUUUCUCCACCACCUUUGCUUACAUGAGUUACAGCAAGGGAGAAUAACUGUUAUUGCACUCACUAGAAACAUAACCUCGAAGAAGAAAAGAAAACAAGAAAAAUGCAUUCAGCAAAUCACUGGGGAGGGUCGCUGGAGAUUUACAAUGGAACAGAAUCAACAACCGACGAUGACAAGAGUCGCAACAUGGAGUGGGACAAGGCAGCCUUGCAACCCCAGCAUCACCAUCUAGACGAGACACAACAGAGCUGGUUAUUGUACCCUCAAGAGACCAAGAAAAAGAAGUACGUGGACUUGGGUUGCGUAGCCUGUAGCCAUAAAGCCUUGAAGUGGACUCUAUAUGCUUUUGUUUUUGCGCUUCUUGUUAUUGCACUCCCUACCAUCGUAGUCAAGACUUUGCCAAAGCACAACUCUCAGCCUCCUCCUCCUGACAAUUACACUCUUGCCCUCCGAAAGGCUCUUCUCUUCUUCAAUGCCCAAAAAUCUGGUAAAUUGCACAAGAACAACGGAAUUCCAUGGAGAGGAGAUUCAGGGCUACAGGAUGGAAAUGGUACUGAUUUUUCUAAAGCAGGUCUUGUUGGAGGAUACUAUGAUGCUGGAGACAACACCAAGUUUCAUUUUCCCAUGGCAUUUGCCAUGACUAUGUUGAGCUGGAGUGUCAUUGAAUACAGACAGAAGUAUGAGGCCAUUGGCGAGUACCAGCAUACCAGAGAUCUAAUCAGGUGGGGAACUGAUUACUUGCUAUUAACCUUCAACUCCAGUGCCAGCAAAAUUGACAAGAUUUACUGCCAGGUUGGUGGAUCUCGAAAUGGCUCGAGACUUCCAGAUGAUCAUUACUGCUGGCAAAGACCUGAAGAUAUGGACUAUCCGAGGCCUACCCAAGUUGUAAAUUCAGGCGCUGACCUUGCCGGAGAAAUGGCAGCAGCCUUGGCUGCAGCCUCAAUAGUAUUCCGGGACAAUGAGGCCUAUUCAAAAAAGCUUGUAAGAGGUGCAGAGACAGUAUAUGCCUUUGCCAGAGAUGGUGGAAGACGGAGAGCAUAUUCUUCUGGGAAUGAUUACAUUCAACCUUACUACAACUCCAGUGGCUAUUAUGAUGAGUACAUUUGGGGUGCUACUUGGCUGUACUAUGCCACAGGAAACAUUUCCUACAUUAGACUGGCAACUGAACCAGGCUUCUCUAGGCACUCCAAGGCACUUUUAAGUAUUUCUGACUUGAGUGUACUGAGUUGGGACAACAAGUUACCAGCAGCUAUGCUGCUGUUGACAAGGUACAGGAUAUUCUUGAAUCCAGGAUAUCCAUAUGAGGAGAUGUUGCACAGUUAUCAUAAGAAGACAGAACUUAACAUGUGUUCUUAUUUUCAGCAAUUCAAUGUAUUCAACUGGACUAAAGGAGGAAUGAUCCAACUGAACCAUGGAAGGCCACAACCUCUUCAGUAUGUGGCUAAUGCUGCCUUCUUAGCAUCACUCUAUGUCGAUUAUCUGAAUGCCACCAGAAUUCCAGGAUUCAAUUGUGGCCCCAGAUUUAUCUCACUGGACCUUCUUCGGAGUUUCGCCACGUCACAGAUCAACUACAUUCUAGGUGAUAACCCCAUGAAAAUGAGCUACGUGGUAGGGUACGGGACAAAGUUUCCCAGACAUAUUCAUCACCGUGGAGCAUCAACACCCAGUGACAACACAAGGUAUUCGUGCACAGGCGGAUGGAAGUGGCGUGACAGCUCCAAGCCCAAUCCUCACAACAUUACAGGAGCCAUGGUUGGAGGGCCUGAUAGGUUUGAUCGGUUCCGUGAUGUUCGCACUAAUUACAACUUUACCGAGCCAACUUUAGCUGGAAAUGCAGGACUAGUUGCUGCGCUUGCAUCCUUGACAAGCAGUGGUGGGAUUGGCAUCGAUAAGAAUUCAAUCUUUUCAGCAGUUCCACCGCUCUACCCUCCAAACCCUCCACCUCCUCCAGCUUGGAAGCCUUGAGCUGCUAAAAAAUUAAUCGCCAACAGCUUGAGCUUUUGUUUAUACAUCAUAGAAUUCUUGAGAUUUUCUUGAAGUUUUUCUUAUCGAGCUCCUGUUUAUACAUCACAGAACACUACUGAUACGUUCACAACUGUGCGACAUCUGGAUCUUCAUGUUACGUGAUACUUGCUCUUCUAAACAAACUGUUGCUUUGCUAAACUGUCAAUGCAAAUGUUUCUGUGGAAGUAAUUAUACUGAA
This is a messenger RNA of Populus euphratica (Euphrates poplar), 2559 nucleotides long. RefSeq names its product Six-hairpin glycosidases superfamily protein (gene KOR2). NCBI's taxonomy places the organism in Eukaryota, Viridiplantae, Streptophyta, Magnoliopsida, Malpighiales, Salicaceae. The coding region runs from base 459 to 2321 and encodes 620 amino acids. Gene Ontology annotation, biological process: carbohydrate metabolic process. The record is from RefSeq and is a predicted model, not a curated record. The transcript has 5 exons. Gene Ontology annotation, molecular function: hydrolase activity, hydrolyzing O-glycosyl compounds.